Messenger RNA from Apis laboriosa (Himalayan honeybee), 3840 nucleotides. Its product is annotated as guanine nucleotide exchange factor DBS-like. Bases 206 to 3451 code for a protein of 1081 amino acids. Gene Ontology annotation, biological process: intracellular signal transduction. The record is from RefSeq and is a predicted model, not a curated record. The transcript has 16 exons. Gene Ontology annotation, cellular component: cytoplasm. Gene Ontology annotation, molecular function: protein binding; guanyl-nucleotide exchange factor activity. Lineage: Eukaryota; Metazoa; Arthropoda; Insecta; Hymenoptera; Apidae.
UACGAUAGUGAACGAAAUUAAAGCGAUUUGUUCGCUUGUGCGCUAUAAUUCUUCAAAUUUUAGUGCAAAUAGUUUGACAUUGUAAAAUGUAGCUAAUCCUUUAGAACGAAAUCGUCGUGGCAGUUGUAAAACUGCAACUCCAUGAGAUCAAUUCCAUUUCCAUCUCUAGCACGUUGACAUUUACUGAGGAGUGGCGCGCAAAAAGAUGGCUAGCUCGCCGACCAGUAUUGAAAAUCAAAUAGACAGUUUUUUGGAACAGUUCAAACGCAGUGCCUCCCGCGCGAUGGAGGACUCUCAUAGAUCUACUUACAAUGCAUGCAGUAGUAGUAUCAGUCAUAGUCGGAGUGGGAAUCUGGAUCUCGAGAUCUUGGAAGCUGAAGAUGUAGAGAGUAUGACAGGUGAGAUUGAAAAUGGAGAUUUGGCAAUCCGUGAUGUUGCAGACCUUCUUCAAUCACAAUAUGCUAUCAUAGCAGGAGGAAAAACUCGAGAAGGAUGUCCCAUAAUUACUUUUCCUGAUAAUGGUAAUUUUCAAAAUUUAUCUGAUUUGGAUUAUCAACGUCUCAUGCUAUAUCUUACAUCUGUACCAACAUUACAAGAAGCUGAUCUUGGAUUUCAUUUAAUAAUUGAUAGAAGAAAUGAUAAAUGGAAUUCUGUAAAAACUGUGUUAUUAAAAAUUUCUGGCUUUUUUCCUGGUUUAGUUCAUAUAGCAUAUGUUUUACGUCCAGCAGGAUUUUUACAAAAAGCUAUUUCAGAAGUGUCAAAUAAAUUAUUUAGAGAAGAUUUUAAAUUUAGAGUUAUAUUUUUAGCAAAUAUUGCUGAGCUUCAUGAAUUCAUAGAUAAAGAUCAACUAACUGAACAAUUGGGUGGUACUUUGCCAUAUUGUCAUCAUACUUGGAUACAAAACAGAAUUAGCUUAGAAAAAUUUUCAUCAAUGACUCAAGACGUAUCUUUUGCAUUGGAUUCUUUCACACGGCGCUUAGCCGAAAUUGAAUUUCCUAAUAAUACUGUUGCAACUACAUCUUUAUUAUCUCAACAACAAGUAGAAUAUAAUGAAUUAAAAGAAGAAAUUCUUAGUGCUGCAAGACAUGGUGAAGCAUUACUUGAUAGUGUAAGACAAUUAACUGGCAAAGGAACAGCUGAUAGAUUAGGAAAUGUGGCAGCUAUAGAAAGAUUACUUGUUCAAUUAGAAGAAACAGAACGUACUUUUGAUUUGUUUUGGACACAUCAUAGUUCUCGUUUGAGACAUUGCUUAGCAUUGAGACAAUUUGAAGCUGAUUUUAGAGAAUUACAAGCAAUAUUAGAUCAACAUUUAAAAACUAUAGAAGAAAUGACGGAAGUAGGAGAAACUCAAGCAAGAGUUGAACAAUUACUUUGUGAUACAUCAGCAUUUCAAAGAAUAUGUAGAGGAGAUAUAGAACGAGCAGAAGAGGUAAUAUCUGCUGGUCAACAAUUAUUAUCUGGAAGGCAUCAAUGUCCUACAGAUGUUGUAGAACCAAAAUGUGUGGAAUUACAAAGAAUUUGCACUAUUUUAAGUCAGAAAUUGGAAAGGCGAUUACAUAUGUUAACCAAAUGUAGAGAACUCAUGGAACGUAUAGAUAAGGCAAAUGCGUGGUGUACUCGUGGAAUAGAAUUACUUGCAUCACAAAACAAUGCAACACCACCUGAUCAAGCACUUCAAGAGUUACAAGAAUUAAUAGAAGCUGCUGAAGAAUUUCAUCAUCCAAGAUGUAUUUUUCAAGAUUCUAUAAUGCCAGAAACUAAAGCUCUUAUUACUCAAGUUUUACAAAGAAUAGAAGAUGUAUCUUUGAUGUGUGAUAAAAGAAUAAUGACAUUAAAACAACAAUUAAUUAAACCAGCAAGACCAGUUCAGACUGUAACACCUGAACCAAUUAAACCAUUGCAAUCACUGCCACAAAUUGUUAAACCUGGAAGAAUUCUUAAAAAGGCUAACACUAUGCCAAAAAUGGAAAUGAGUCCUAUAGAAGGAGAAUCUUCAUCACCAGAAAGUGAAUCUAAGGAUAUAGAAGCUUUACGUUUAAAACGUGGACAUGUUUUAACAGAACUAGUUGAAACUGAACGAAUUUAUGUUGCUGAAUUGGGUUCUAUAAUCAAAGGAUAUAAAAUGGAAUUAACAAAUGAGGGAAUGACUCAUUUAAUACCAGCAGUAUUAAUAGGCAAGGGAGAUAUUUUAUUUGGGAAUUUAGAAGAUAUUUACAUUUUUCAUGGAGAAACAUUUUUAAAAGAUUUAGAAAAUUGUAUUUCAAAUACUGAACUUGUUGCAUUAUGUUUUGUACAAAGGCGAGAAGUGUUCUUCAGAUUAUAUAGUUACUACUGUCAAAAUAUUCCAAGAUCUGAAAGAUUACGAGAACAGGUACAAAAUGAACCACAAUUUCUUGCAGCUUGUCAGCAAAGACUUGGUCACAAAUUACCUCUUGCUGCAUAUCUUUUAAAACCUGUUCAACGUAUAACAAAAUAUCAAUUAUUAUUAAAAGAUCUUUUAAAAUAUAGUGAUGAACCAUCGUGUUGUACUGAAUUACAAGAAGCAUUAGAUUGUAUGCUUGUUGUAUUGAAAUGUGUUAACGAUAGCAUGCAUCAAACUGCAAUUACUGGAUUUGGUGGAGAUUUAAAUGCACAAGGUGAACUUUUAUUGCAAGGUUCUUUCAGUGUAUGGAGUAGCAGUAAACGAGAACGACUUCUCAGGUUAAAACCAUCACAACGCCAUAUAUUCUUAUACGAAAAGGCUCUUAUAUUUUGUAAGCAUAGUAAACCCCAAGCUCAUAACAAAGCUACAUAUCAUUUCAAAAGAUAUCUAAAGAUGUCACAAAUUGGACUGACAGAAUCAGUAAAAGGUGAUGCAAGACGCUUUGAAAUUUGGUUACAAGGUCGUGCUGAAGUGCAUACGAUACAGGCAUCUACAGUUGAUGUCAAACAAUCGUGGGUGCGUCAAAUUAAAGGUGUUUUAAUGUCUCAAUUAGCUGAACUUAAGGGAAAACAAAAUUCUGCUCUUGGAAAAACAAAUCACAAACCUUUACGACAAACGAUUUCAUGGGAAGCUCAAAGCAGUAUUUCAGGAUCAUUGAGAACUCUUUCAGUUGAUGGUAGCAGUGUUAUAUCGCAUAUUACAGAUAUUUCACAAUUAACUGAAGAUGAUGUUGCAUGGAGUUCAGAGAAUAGUAAUACUGAUGAUGAAGAUGCUUUUAGUGAAAAUCCCGGUCCUGCUCCUGGUGGAAGAUAUAUAGCAUUAGCUGAUUAUUGCGCAGUUGGUCAAUCAGAAGUUACAAUGCGCGAAGGAGAUAAUUUAGAACUUCUUAAAGUUGGAUGUGCUGGUUGGUGGUUUGUAAAAUUAAUAACUACUGGAAUAGAAGGAUGGGCACCAGCAGCUUAUUUGGAACCAAUAAAUCGAAAAACAUCACGCAGUUCACAAUCAGUUAACAGUCAAGAAACUAUUUGAAAUAGGCGUCUAACACACUAGAAUUUCCUAGUGUGUUAGAUUCAUAUUUAUAUUCAAUAAACAGUAUCACUUAUUGAAGUGUAGCAUUAACAAUCAUAUAUUGGAAAGUUUUGUAAUACAAAGAUAUAAUCAAGACUUUAAAAAUUUUGCAUAAAUAUAUAUAUGAAAUAUAUAUAUAUAAAAUAUAUAUAUGAAAUUUGUUUUAAACUGUAUAAUAUAGCAAUAUAUGUUUGAUUAAUUGAUUAAUCUGUGAAUAAUUACAAUUAUAUAUGAUAUAUAUGAUAUCUGAAAUAAAAAAUUAGAUUAUGUAAUCCAUAAAUUUUAAAUAAGAAAUCAGGGAAUGAAAAAUGCAUGAACUUUUUUACUAGAUAAAGCAUAUUAUGAAAAAA